AUGGCACCUCAACGAAAACGCGAAAAUCGCGAGAAUAUCUUCUACGAUGUGGGCGUACAGGGAAGAAAGACGGGCAUAACACUUGCAGAUCGCGGUGUGUACGAUGAGCAUGGUCUCGAAGCGCUCUCUGGUGUCUUCUCGUCGCCGGAAAAGUCCCCGCCUAAGCGUAGCGGGACUGUGACCGCGUCUGAAUCUAUGGAUAUCCAGGAGAGCUCUAUCCCAGAAUUCACCACAGCCCACCAGAUUCUGCGCAACCCGCGAACACAUCUUCCUCCGCCCAGAUCGCGGUCGCCAAAGAAAACUGCGCUUGGUUCGUCGCCGCGCCGACAGUCGUCCAUGGCACCGAGGGGCAGCUCAGUCGGCCUUUCCAGUCCUAUUCGCCCUGCAAACCUUCCCAUCGCCCGACGGCUCGAUUUCGAACAGGACGAAUCCAGCCUACAGGACAACUCAGCGUUCAACGGAUCUGGCGCGCGCCGAGCGAAGCGCAACGGCGUUUCUUCUGUAUACGAUAUCCCCGAAGAUGAAGGCUCACCACUUCCCGAGGAAGGCGAUAUGCUAGAAGAGAGCAUGGUGCAGGAGGAGAUUGCAGCGAAUGAAAACUCGGAAGUCAUGGAAGUUAUGGAAGAAGAGAGCUUCGCUGCCCACGUUGGAGAUGAUGCGACCACUGGAGUGGAAGUCACAGAGAAUCUGAUAGAGGAUCUAAUAGUCACAGAAGAAGCCGAGGAAGCGCCUGAACCUGUCCAACAACCAAGCAAGAGGGGUCGAAAGCGGAAAAGCGAUGCCCUUGAACCCACUGAACAGGCGAAUGACUCAGCCUCAUUACAAAAGAGGGGUGCUGCUUCAGCGCAAGCUUCAGAUGUGCAGAAGAAGGGGAAGAAAGGUGCAUCCGCUACAGCUCCGCAGCCACGGCGAUCUCAGCGCGUUUCGGACAUGUCUGAGUUGGAACCGAGCGUCACGGAAGCUCCAGCUGAUAUCUCCAUGGAAGCAGCUGAGCAAACUAACGAGCCAGCGCCUGUUGUAAAGCGCAGAGGUCGACCUCCACGUGCUCAGCCAGCCUUUGAAAAACAGCCUGAUGGCCAAGGAGCCGCUUCAAAGACCUCCGCCGCCAAGCAAAAAUCAGAAGAUGGAUUCAAAAAGCCUACGAAGCCUACGCAAAAACCGAAAGCCACUGAAGAGCCAAAGAAGAAAGUGGGCGCGCAGAAGAAAGAUAAAACUACACAAGAACAAGCGAAGGAGAAGACUGCUCAAAAUAAUGAUGGGACUGGCAAGCUGGUGAACGCAUGGGGCAACCCUCUUAGCAAAAAAGACGUGGAACAGAUGUCCACAGCAUCGGCAGGUUCAAGAUAUGGGCGUGGCAGGCAUCUUUCAGUCUUUCGCGAACUUGAUCCUCAGGCUGUGGCUCGUGUGGGGCGAACAGGCAGACACCGAGUUGCUCCCAUCGACUUCUGGAAGAACGAGAGCAUCAACUACGACGUUGACGGCAGUAUGACGGCCAUCGUAAAGAACCAAGAUCCCGAGCCCGAGCGAAAGAGAUCGAGCUACCGUACAGGCACGAAGGCGAAGAAGCGGACUUUGACUUCUGUCGAGGAAGAAGAAGUCGAAUUAGAGCCAUGGGAAAGGGAGGAUGGAGUUCUGUUUGGUAACUACAAAGACUACGACCCGAUCACAGAGCUUACAAAGCCAAAUGUUGAGGAAGGAAUCAUUGCAUGGUCUGAGAAAGGCAUUGACCCAAUUGAAGUCGCAGACGGCUCCUUCAAGUACCGAAAGAUGGAUUCAGCUGGCUACUUCUUCAACUGGGGCAUGCUUGAGCUUGCGGCAGAUCAGAUGAAGCGCACAAAGAACUCGCGGAUGAUGCACAUGCUGUUCAACGUGCAAUAUGGGACAGUCGAAGUCAAAGUACAUGUGAACGAGUUUGUUGUUCACAAGGGUGGCAUCUGGCAAGUUCCUCGAGGCAACACAUAUAGCAUCAGGAACGUUGGCAGCGGGACGGCACGCAUCUUCUUUGCACAGGCGCGUGAGGCAGAGGUCCAAGACGACGAGGACGAGGGACAAGCUGCCGGGAGGACUUGA
Messenger RNA from Plenodomus lingam JN3, 2070 nucleotides. RefSeq lists its product as uncharacterized. Gene Ontology annotation, biological process: kinetochore assembly; attachment of mitotic spindle microtubules to kinetochore; spindle attachment to meiosis I kinetochore. Gene Ontology annotation, molecular function: centromeric DNA binding. The record is from RefSeq and is a predicted model, not a curated record. Lineage: Eukaryota; Fungi; Ascomycota; Dothideomycetes; Pleosporales; Leptosphaeriaceae. Gene Ontology annotation, cellular component: kinetochore.